Lactuca virosa is the source of this 2788-nucleotide messenger RNA. NCBI's taxonomy places the organism in Eukaryota, Viridiplantae, Streptophyta, Magnoliopsida, Asterales, Asteraceae. The record is from the annotation of a GenBank genome assembly.
UCUCUGUUCCAGCAGCCACCCUUUCAUAGUUUCAGAGUUUCAUCUACCAAGACUUUAUACCAACACCUGCCCUUAUUCUUCUUACUAAAAUUCUCCAUUCCCUCUUGAUUUUCUCACUCAAUCCAAUCUCUCCUCUUUUUCAUCGUAGCACAGACAUGGAUGUCCAAGGUCAAAGCAAACACACCAUCCCAUCAGGACAUGAGAGUCAUGGGGUUUAUUUAUGUCGUAGAUGUGGGUGGCCUUUUCCGAACCCACAUCCAAGCGCUAAACACAGGCGAUCCCACAAGAAGAUCUGUGGAACCAUUGACGGUUACACUAAUUUAAUCCAUUCAGAAGUGGUUUCAGAUGAUGAAAACCAUCUUGAUGACGAUAAAGACAAAACCCCAAGUCCCAAAAUUCAGAAGAAGACGAGCAUCGGCGGCGUCGGUGGUGCGAUUGGCGGAAGUUUCAGUAGAUCUGAGGAUGAAUCGUUUUUAGAUGCUGUUACAGAAUUCUCCGACACUACAAGUGCAGGAUCUGCAAACAAAACUCUGGAUAGAGAUUUGUUUUUUUCUUUCAAAGAUGCUGAACAUGGUGAUUUCAAGGUGGAUUCAUCUGAGGCAAAGUCCGAUUUACUUGAAACUAAUGGGAAAUCUUCUGAUGAUUUGGUCAAAGAUGGAGUUGUUGAACCAACCCUCAAACAAAGUGAUGUGUCCCAAGAAGCUCAAUUGAUUUAUGAUGUGGGGGCAGGGGUAAAGUUGGAAACAGUAACUUCAGAUGGAAUUAGUGAAGAAAUCAAGCAUGAGAAGCUUGAAUCUGAAUGUGAACCUGUUUCAGAAGUUGUCAAAGAAGCUGAAAUUGUUCAUGGUGCAGAGAAAAUCAAUGAAGAAAUCAAGCUUGAAAAGUUUGAAAUGGAGCAUGAACAUGCCUCAGAAGCUGUGAAAGAACCUGAAACUGUUCAAAGUGUUUCGGUUUUGACCCAAAAGGAGGAUCUUGGUGCACCCGAAUGCUCAAAAGAACAAAUCUUGGAAGUUGUGAAGGAACCAGAUACGGUUUUGACUCAGAUCAAGGAACAGAUUCAAGAAGUUGUGAAAGAACCUGAAUCAGUUUUGACUGAAAAGGAUGAUCUUUGUGCACCCGAGUCAGAAAAAGAACUCAGCCAUGAAGUUGUUGAAGAACCUGAAUUGGUUUUGACUGAAAAGGAGGAUCUUGGUGCACCCAAGUUGGAAAAAGACUUAAAAGAACAGAUUCAGGAAGAUUUCAAUGAAUCCAUUGCAAUUUUGACUGAAAACAAGGAUCUUGUUGCACCAAAGUUGGAAAAUUGCUCAACAGAAGAGAUUGAGGAAGUUGGCAAGGAGCCUAAAUCAGUUUUGAUUGAAAAAGAGGAUCUUGGUGCUCCUGAAUCCGAAACACAUUCAAACAAACACACCCAUGAAGUUUUUGAAGAACCCGAAUCAGUUUUGACUGAAAAAGAUGAUCUUGGAGCACCAAUCUUGGAAAAAACCUCAAAAGAAGACACCUUUGAAGUUGUAGAAGAAUCCAUCUCUGCUUUGAUCAAAAAGGAAGAACGUGAAACACCCAAGUUGGAAAAUGGCUCAACAAAGCAGAUUCAAGAAAGUGUCAAGGAGCCCGAAUCAAUUUUGACAGAAAAGCAGGAUCUUGAUGCACCUGAGUCUGAAAAAUGCUCAAAUGAACACACCCAUGAAGUUGUUGAAGAGCCCAAAACAGUUUUGACUGAAAAAGAUGAUCUUGGAGCAUCAAUCUUGGAAAAAAGCUCAAAAGAACGCACCUUUGAAGUUAUUGAAGAACCCAACUCAAGUUUGAUUGAAAAAGAGGAUCUUGGUGCACCCAAUUUGGAAAAACACUCAAAUGAUCACACCCAUGAAGUUUUGGAAGAACCCGAUACAGUUUUGACUAAAAAAGAGGAUCUUGAGGCACAAAACUUGGAAAAACUCCCAAAAGAAGCCACCAAAGAACCAAAAGUUGAUGAUUGUAUUGUUAAUGACAAGAAUACUUCAGGUGUUGUUUCUGAACCUAUCAUAGGCAAACUAAUAACUAAUCAAGAUUCUGGUGUUGAUUUAUCCAUAGAUUCAAGUAAUAGUCUUGAAGGAAAUUGGGGAUCAGUUUCAGUCCUCUCAACUGCUUCAUUUGAUGAUAAGCCAAAACUCAACUCUGGGAAGUCAGAUAACCAUUCGGGCUCAUCAGAUGUCUUUGAGCCUCCAUCUUUCAUGACUCUAGUUCAACCUGAAGGCAAAGAUCAGAAACAAUGUUCAUCUGAAGUGCAAGAUGCUCAAAAAGCUGGUUGGAUCCCAACAAUAACCAAUGUCAGCAAUGAAUCAGAAGAGAGAAAGAAGAAUGAGGAAGUUAUUGCAAAAGUGACAAAUUGGAGCACAGGGAAACACUCUGCACCUUUAAAGAAUCUGUUAGGUGAAGCCAAAUCACCAAGUGUUAAAGAUUCGGUGACUGUGGUUCAUAAAGAUGAAGGUGCAACUGAGAAGAUAAACCAGGAGUUGUUGUCAUCACCACCAAAGUUGAUUGAAGAUGGUAAGAAAGCAGGGAAGAAAGUCAAAGGUAGAGGUUUGUGGAUGCCAUUUGGUUGCUGUUCUUCGGUAAAUGUCGUUAACUAAUGAUGAUGAUGAUGUUGAUGAUGAUGGAAAUGUAGUGAUGUUGGGCAGUUGGCUAGAUCAGCCUUUUAUCGGUCUUGUUUGUUGCUAAAACCAUUGCUAGUUUUGUGGUUGUAUAUUUUAUAUAGUUGAUAGAUCAAGAUUGUUUCGUUAAGUGAUAUAGAAUGGCUGAUUUGUAAUCAUGA